This is a messenger RNA of Elephantulus edwardii (Cape elephant shrew), 1311 nucleotides long. RefSeq names its product tubulin tyrosine ligase-like family, member 9 (gene TTLL9). Gene Ontology annotation, cellular component: cilium. Lineage: Eukaryota; Metazoa; Chordata; Mammalia; Macroscelidea; Macroscelididae. Gene Ontology annotation, molecular function: tubulin-glutamic acid ligase activity; tubulin binding. The record is from RefSeq and is a predicted model, not a curated record. The transcript has 14 exons. Bases 1 to 1311 code for a protein of 436 amino acids. Gene Ontology annotation, biological process: microtubule cytoskeleton organization; protein polyglutamylation.
AUGUCACGACCAAAGAAUCAAAAUUUCAAGCCCCAUGGGUUUCCAAAGGGAAAAGAACGGGAGCAGAGAGCAUUGAUCCGCUUCAAGACUACCCUUGUGAACACUCUCAUGGACGUCCUUCGCCACAGGCCAGGAUGGGUGGAAGUGAAGGAUGAAGGGGAUUGGGACUUCUACUGGUGUGACGUGAGCUGGCUCCGGGAGAACUUUGACCACACCUACAUGGACGAGCACGUGAGGAUCAGUCACUUCCGAAACCACUACGAGCUCACCCGCAAGAACUACAUGGUGAAGAACCUGAAGCGGUUCCGGAAACAGCUGGAGCGAGACAUGGGGAAGCUGGAAGCAGCCAAGUGCGACUUCUUCCCCAAAACCUUUGAGAUGCCAUGUGAAUACCACCUGUUUGUGGAGGAGUUCCGCAAAAACCCUGGCAUCACCUGGAUCAUGAAGCCUGUCGCCCGAUCUCAGGGGAAGGGCAUCUUCCUCUUCCGGCGCCUGAAGGACAUCAUCGACUGGAGGAAGGACACAAGAGGCUCCGAUGACCAGAAGGAGGAGAUUCCCGUGGAGAACUAUGUAGCCCAGCGUUACAUUGAAAAUCCCUACCUGAUAGGAGGCCGCAAGUUCGAUCUGCGAGUCUAUGUGCUGGUCAUUUCGUACAUCCCGCUGCGGGCUUGGCUCUACCGAGACGGCUUUGCUCGAUUCUCCAACACCCGCUUCACGCUGAGCAGCAUCGAUGACCAGUACGUUCACCUCACCAAUGUUGCUGUGCAGAAGACAUCUCCCGACUACCAUCCAGAGAAGGGAUGCAAAUGGAUGCUCCAGCACUUCCGACAGUACCUGGCGUCCAAGCACGGGCCCCAGGCGGUGGAGACACUCUUCAGCGACAUGGACAAUAUCUUUGUCAAGAGCCUGCAAAGCGUGCAGAAGGUGAUCAUCAGCGACAAGCACUGCUUCGAGCUUUAUGGAUACGACAUCCUCAUUGACCAGGACCUCAAGCCGUGGCUCCUGGAGGUCAAUGCAUCUCCAUCUCUGACAGCCAGCAGCCAGGAGGACUAUGAGCUGAAGACCUGCCUUUUGGAAGACACCCUGCACGUGGUGGACAUGGAGGCCAGGCUCACAGGAAGGGAGAAGCGAGUCGGCGGCUUUGACCUCAUGUGGAACGACGGUCCUGUCAGCCGAGAGGAGGGGAUUCCUGACUUGCCGGGGGUGGGGAACUUUGUGGCCAACACACACCUGGGUUGCAUCAAUGAUCGGAAAAACCAGCUGAGGCAGCUGUUCCACUCCCUGCAAGGCCAAAAGAAAGCCUCCAGCUGA